Messenger RNA from Planococcus citri (citrus mealybug), 3108 nucleotides. RefSeq lists its product as uncharacterized. The record is from RefSeq and is a predicted model, not a curated record. Lineage: Eukaryota; Metazoa; Arthropoda; Insecta; Hemiptera; Pseudococcidae. The transcript has 3 exons. Bases 1481 to 2932 code for a protein of 483 amino acids.
UUUUCAUACUCGCCAAACUAUGGUUUGUAUAGCCGAACUCGAUGAAUAUUUUUUCUAAACGUUAAUAGCUCUGGGUUGGUAAUUUAUUUGUGAGCAUUUUCGUAUAUCGGAGUGUGAAUUUAAAUGUAACUGGACUGAUUCAGCUACGAUUUUGUGAAAAAAAAACAUCGAAAAAAAACUCAAAAUGUUUUGAUGAAAAUCCAAAAAUUUGCCAGAGGCUUCAGAAAUUAUGUAUGUAGCGAGCUAUACUAAAAACCAUCGUGAAGCUCUCUCUUUGGCGAACAUUUUUCGUAUAAAACAAAUUUCACGUUGAAUAACUAUAAAAUUCGUUUCCUACAGUGUUCGAGAAAAAUGAAAAUCUCAUACAGUGCUACGUUGGAAUGGGAUUUCUGCAGUGGCGUGUCUACAUUACUAGAUCUUACCAUACGUUCGAUUAUUCAAAAGUCAUGGCGUGAUGCGAUCGUUCAAAGACGUCAAUGUGCAAAAUUGGAUAAGAAUUUCAAUGGGAUGUAUGCAGAGAUCACAAUUGAUUCAAAGUUUCGAAACGUAAUGAUAUCUUGGAAAAAAAAUGAGAUCGAUGUGCAGUUCAUCGUGAUCUCCACAACCUCAACUUCCUCAACAUCUUUAAAUGAGAAAAUCCAAAUGAAAAUGGAGCAGUACGCCAGUAAACUUAACGUAGAAUUUCGCAUCUGGAAAAAUCAUUGUCGACACGUAUCCGAACAUGCCAGUUACGUCUUUAAGGAACGGUACGAUGUUGACAUUUUGUUCGGAAUUCUAGAGCAAGUGGGAUCAAGCAGGUGUUUUUAUUUCGGACCCCCUGCUGAUCAUUGUUCAUCAGUUUAUUUGUUACCUGCCGAACCCAUUAUUUAGUCACGUAUUGAUCUUAUCAGGGUCAUAAAAUAACCCUUAUUUCACUCCAUUGUUCUCCCGAUCUUUCCAACACCUGCAGGUUAAGGGAUUUACGACAUUUACUACCUGCUUGGUUAAGGGGUUGGUAGAGGGAGAAGCAGGUGGGAUUUUCCCCCUCUACAAACGUCGUUAACCUCCUAAAUCAAUUUCGAAUUUGGGUUCAGUGCGAUUAGAACUUUCAUUGGGGUAACAUCUCAAUUAACUAUUUUCUUCUCGCACAUUUGGGCAUUCAGCAUUUAUUGCUAUACAUAUUCAAUAUAUUUAAUCAACUAUCUAUUGUUUAUAAUUAUUGCUAUUAAUUAUAGCGAUUAAUUUAUUUCAUGGUCCUAUUCGAGCCGGAUAUACUGGCACAACGCAAGUAUUAAAUAAAAUUAAUUCAUACUUGCAUAGGUUAUUAAUUUGGAUAAAUUGGUCACACUGCAAAGGUGUUAGGUGUUUGAAAGUUUAGCAGAGGGCGUUCCUGUUCUCAUCAAACUUAUUUUGCACACAGGUUGUGCACUUAUCAGUCUAUUUACGUUUGUAGUGUGAUUAACUUGUGAAAUAUAGUCCUUUAAUAAAAGUUUAAUUAAUUAUGGAUAGCGAUUUAAAUAGUGGUGAUUUAAAUAAAGCAAGUUUGGAUGAAGAUGAUUUGUUGAAAUCUCCUCGUGAUGAAGUGACAUCUCCUUCCUUCCAAUCACCAAGGGAUCAAUCGCCGAAUAAAGUGCAUUCAAAGGUCCGAUCUCCGAGUGAUAUUACUGAAGAAAGUGUUCACUCAAUUCCUUUGGACAAGGUAUCGAAAAAGAUAGCAAGAUGCCUAAGUGAGUUAGAUUAUUUAUAUGAGGAUUUAUUAUCAGAGGGCGAGGUAGCGGACACCUUUGAUGUUAAUGAGGCCGAAGCUGUUAUAAAAGCACAGUUGGAAUCAAUCAAGGCCAUCAAGGUUAAAUAUACUCACGUACAUCAGAAGCUACGCUCGUACCUAGAUCCUGAUAACACCACAGCUUUAGAUGAAGCUAAUGAUAAUCGUUUAGUUUUUCUAUCCUCGUAUCGGAAAUUCCAGUUUCGUUUAUUGAGGUUACUCAAGCCUGAAGGAAGUUCAAACCGGUCAGAUGUGGAAAAAUCCAAUUCAGGCUCUAGUUAUUUGCAUCUUAAAUUCCCUAAAUUUGACUUGAAUAAUUUUGAUGGAACUGCUGAUGAGUGGUUAGAUUGGUCUCGGAUGUACCUGUCAACAGUGCAUAAUAAAAACGAUAUUUCUACACUGGACAAGCACAGGCUUCUACGUUCAAAGCUUACUGGCGAGGCGCAAAUACUCGUAAAGGCAUUUCCCAUUGAUGAAGGUUCAUAUAAAGAAGUUUGGGACCUCUUAAAUAUUACGUACGGAGAGCCAGUGAAGAGUAUCACUAAAUAUUUAAAGGCGCUUGAUAAUGUGAAGCCAGUUUCCGAGGACGAUCCUACUGGCUCAUUAAGAAGCCUAAUAACGAACUUCCGCGCUAACCAUACAGCCAUUGACCUCACGUUGAAGGAGCAUCCUGAAAUUGAUGGAUUAUCGCUCAUAUUCUCCUACUUGUUCCUUAAAAAAGCUGAUCAGGACACCAAAGUGGACUGGCAACGUGAGGUGGCUCGGAAAAAGGAGUAUGCUUCCUUUAAUGCUUUUUUGGACUACAUGAACGAGCGUUGCGGUGCGUUGGAGAGGGGAGCCGAUGAACAGGUACCUACAAAGGGAACCAAAAGAGGCCACCAACCACACCCUUCUGGUGUUAAAAAAUCACUUGUAGUUCCGGAGAAAAAAGCGAAAAUGAAUCGAAAAUGUGGCUUUUGUUCCGAGGAGCAUGAAAAUCAUACAUGCAAAACCUUCCUAGAUAUGAACGCGGAAGAUCGGCUGCAGUUAGUCAAGAAGAAGGUGCUUUGUUUCCGUUGUUUGCGUCCAUUUCAAAAGGGACACAACAAGAAAUGCAAAUUUUACUGCAAAACCUGCAAGAAAGGGCAUAACCCAUUAUUACACAACUCGUUUGUUAAAAAAGAUGACGAUUCUACGAAUCAAGGUUGAAAGAUCGAGCUGAUAAUGGUAUCGGAGAUGCGGACGUUGGUGAAAAUAUUUCUGUGGAUGCGGUUAAUGUACAGAUAAACGUUACGGAGCAGUCUAGUCCAAGUGUGAUUGAUUUUGUUAAAGAUACAAAUAUUACUUUUUCCUCUGUUGAUAAUAAUAAAUAUUCUUACACGUUA